Tetrahymena thermophila SB210 is the source of this 1872-nucleotide messenger RNA. RefSeq names its product plasma-membrane choline transporter. Gene Ontology annotation, molecular function: transmembrane transporter activity. The record is from RefSeq and is a predicted model, not a curated record. Lineage: Eukaryota; Ciliophora; Oligohymenophorea; Hymenostomatida; Tetrahymenidae. Gene Ontology annotation, biological process: transmembrane transport. Gene Ontology annotation, cellular component: membrane. The transcript is spliced from 9 exons.
AUGUUAAGCAAUAAUUCAUAAACAGAUUCUAAAGUAUAAACAGAUAAAAAGUGGAUAUUUAAUUUUGCAGGUGCAUUAGGAGUAUUUUUUGUUGUAAGUUUGUAUGCCUUAAUUAGAGGAUAACCUUCCUUAUUGUCAAAACCUUUUGAUCCUGAUAAUAGACCUUGCGGGAUAGGGGAUUUGGAAGAUUAUCCAUACAUUUAUUUCGUUAAUCCUUAAAAGACAUAGCUUUACAGAAAUGUUUGUAUAAAAUAAUGUCCAUAAGUUAAUUCAGUUAAGUUAUAGCAAUCGAUAGAGUGUGCUACAAAUUCAGUUGUAAGAAAUUGCUAACUCAAUAUAGGAAUUACAAUUGACAUAAAAGAUUUCUUUUUGAUUUACGACAGUUAUGCAUACCUUAACAAAGUGUGCUUGCCAGCUAAUAAUAAAUAUUUUGAAGUCAUAAGAGAAAAGCUAUUAAUUGGCAAAAUUGAUUUGAUAUUUAAUGACAUUACCUCUUCCUUACCUCUAAUUAUUUUCUUUACUAUAUCAUGCACGCUUUUAAGCUUCUAUUCAAAGUACUUCUUAGACAAUGAUAAAAUAGCUAGGAUAACCUAUUUUAUAGUGUUUUUUUUGAGUGCAGUUGGAUGCUUUAUACUAGGAGUUGUCCUAUUUAACAAAUUCGUUCAUAUAAUUUUUGAUUCUCCAGAAAAUAAAACACAAGUACUUUCAACAUCAUCAGACGCUUAUUAAUAUACAUCAAGCUAGAAUUCCUCACUAGUCUUUUAUCUAUUUGCUUCCAUUAUGUGCUUCUAUUAAUUUUUAGUGUUUGUGAAAGAUCAAGUAUCAAAUGAAACAAUGAAGAACCAUGAGAUAAGAAUAAAGAUAUUUAGUAAUAUCCCAGAAGUAAUAAAUGCUCGUAAAUACUUGGAAUUUCUUCCAGUAUUUGCUUUCUUUGUAACACUUCUUCUAUUUUUGAUUAUGUUUAUUAUAGAAAGAAAUAUCUUUUCUAUUGUAAGCAUAGAAGUGAAUAUAUAUCUAUCGCCUUUUGACCGUGUCCGUAGAGGUAUUGAACCUUAUAUUUUGAAUAUAUUGAUUAUCCCUAUCUUUAUCUGGAUGAUCUCUAUUAUAAUAUAAACAUGUGAAUAUAUCACUUUAUAAUCAACUUACCACACAUUAGACAACUAUCAAGAAUAUGAUUUUAAAUAGCUGCUCUAGACUGUUUUCUCAUAAAGAAUGGGAACAAUUAUUAAAGGAGCCUUUUUGAUUGGCUUUACUGACUGGAUUAGGACACCACUAGAAUUAUUAGAAUAUAAUUUUCAGGAGUAUUUGAAAAAAAAUAAAAUUGAAGAUUUAAAUUGCGUGAGGAGAAUGCAAUAAAAGAUAUGUAAUUUUUACCAGAGCACCGAGUUAAAAUCUUACACAAAGUACGCCUAUAUAGAUAAUGCAAGAAAAAAUAAAGAGUUUGUAGAAUCAGGAUUGCAUUUCCAAAAUGAAAUAUUAGACAAGAAUAGAUGGAUAGAGAGCCUAGUCGAUAUGUCAGAGAUAUUUGAGAAUUAAAUGAACAUUUCUAUAUGUAUGAUCAUAACUAUUUUGUUCUAUCUUUUUUUGAGGCUAAUAUACGCUAGUUCUUCUAUUUCUUCUUACACCACUACGUCAAUUUUUGUGCUGGGAAUCAGUUUUCUAAUUACUCUAUUCUAAGUAAAUAUGUACGGCACCACUUACUGUAGCAUUAUACUAUAAUAUACAAUAUAAUAAAUAGAAAAUUCAGCUGAAGAGUUAACUCAGGCUAAAUUCCUAAAGUAUUUGAAGAAAGAAUUCUAGUAGAAACUGAAAACGAAGUUCUCUUAAGGUGAGAAUGCUCCUGCUUUUAUAAAGUUUUGCAAUCAACCUUGA